UGCAAAAAUAUGAAACAAGAAAACUCUGAAGAUGAUGAUUUGUUUGGUAACUUAUCAGAUGAAAUCCUUUGCCGAAUAGUUUCUUUCCUUCCAAGCGAAACUGCACUCGAAACCAGCCUCAUCUCGAAAAGAUGGAGAGGCCUGUGGAACUCAGCUUCAGUUCAGCAAUCAACAGCAGCUGGCAUAGACACUGCUGUCACUGAAUUCGUAGCUCGUUUCGACAGACUCAAUCCCUUGAGCCAUCCUAGGCGGCUGCAGCUACACUAUGGCGAAAGCAAAGUACUCUUAGCUACACUUGCAGCCAACAACAGACUCAGAGUUGAUUUUUCAGCCAAGGAGAAAGACUUUCCAAGGUACUUUGAUUGGAAGUUGCAGCUAGAUAAUCACCAAAAGGCUGCUCAGAGUCUUUGUUGCUCCACCACUUUCUGUGUCAAGACUCUAUAUCUUGAAUCAGUUGGCUUUGUCACCAAUGAGGUUGUUUCUUCCAUGGCCUCUAAAUUCCACUUCCUUCAGAGCUUGAAAAUCACCAAGUGCAGUGGCUUGAGAUCUCUCCAAAUUGAGUCUAGUCCAAAGCUUGUGAGCUUGACCAUUUUGGACUGUCCUCAUCUGCAGUUUCUUCAUCUUAAAACUUCCAAACUUCGAUCGUUUCAAUACCGAGGGAAACUCCCUAGGAUUUGGCUUGAAAAUCAUUUUAAUUUGGCUGAUGCCAUGUUUGAUUUCAGACAAGGUCCUAGUACAGAAAAUCUCAUGAGUAGUAGUAGUAGUAGUGACUUUGACCCUGCCUUGUUAACAAUAAAAAAUGCUCAAGUUGUUACUCUUUGUAGGUGGACUUUUGAGACCUUGAUAUGGCCCUCACUUUCUCCCAUGGAAGAGACUUUUCAAUUCUACAAACUACAAGAACUUUGGUGGAUCGAUUACUCAGAGGAACAUUACAACACAGAUUCCUUAAUAGACUUUCUAAAACUUUGUCCUGCCUUGGAGAGACUAUUUGUAACUGUUGAUCUUCAAAGCUAUAUGGUGCCAAGAAUGAGUACUACAAUAAUGUCAAAGAAAUCUACCAGAAAAACACAACUUGGUCAACUCAAAGUGGUCAAACUUGAGGGUUUUACGAAGCGAGAGGAUGAGAUUAGAUUGAUUGAGAAUAUAAAAGAGAUAGUCACAGUAGUAAAGUCACUUAUUAUAAUAGCAUCAUCAUCAGAAGAAGAAGAGAGUUUGGACGAUAAGCUUUUUACUCCUAAACAUAAGCCUCAUGAAUGUCGUUUGUAACGAUUUUUGUCGUUUAUCCAGAUUCGUGUCUUUUUACGGUGUUUUGUCGUUUGGACGAUUAUUGUCGUUUGUCACGCUUGAUGUCGUUUUCAGAUAGUUUUCGUUCUGUUGUGUUGUGUGGGUAUUAGUCUUGCCUUAAUUAUACAAGACCAAGUUUCC
Messenger RNA from Humulus lupulus (European hop), 1425 nucleotides. Its product is annotated as F-box protein At2g39490. The transcript has 3 exons. Lineage: Eukaryota; Viridiplantae; Streptophyta; Magnoliopsida; Rosales; Cannabaceae. The record is from RefSeq and is a predicted model, not a curated record. The coding region runs from base 10 to 1266 and encodes 418 amino acids. Gene Ontology annotation, molecular function: protein binding.